AUGGCUACGGCAACAGCCACGUCCGCAGCGGCGGAACCCCCGAAGCUGAUCAAGAAGGCCAGCGAGGUCAAGACUCCAACGACCGCGACGCAGACCAGCUUCGGUUGCAAACACAUCAAGGACUUUCUAACUCACGCCCGCGACAAAGCCACCGAGGAGUAUACUCGCCUUAUCCGAUCGAUCCGGCAAGAGGGGAAUGUCAGUGGGAGCAUAUACAAGAGUGGAAGUACGCCGCAGGUAUCGCCAGAAACAACAUACAUGUGCAUACAAUGCUCUGCGGUGACCAAGGCGAGAGAGAGGCAUAGGAAGGAUCAUCCAUUCGCGGUGGAGUCAAGAGAAGGCUUCAUCUUCUGCCACGACUGCAAGGACUUUGUCUAUGAUCCUACCUUCGAAGAGAUCCGCUCUGGAAACAACAAGAAACGGAAACACGCGGCCCUCUCAGCCGACGACAAGCGGCUCGUGUCCGCCAACUCGACCGUCAUAUCGUGCUCCGCAGUCGGUCUGAGAGGACUAUACAACAUGGGCCAGACCUGCUUCAUGUCCGUAAUCCUGCAAGCGCUCAUCCACAACCCCUUCAUCCGCACCUUCUACCUCUCCGAAGGCCACCGCAAAGAGGACUGCGAGCGCGAAGCCUGCACCUCCUGCGCCCUCGACGACAUCUUCAGCGACUUCUUCGGCCAGGAGAAGCACGAAGGCUACGGCGCGGUGCACAUGCUGCAGGGGUGUUGGAAGGAAGGCGGCUCCCUCGCCGGCUACAGCCAGCAAGACGCCCACGAAUUCCUCGGCUUCAUCCUCAACAGCCUACACACCGCCAUCACCGACGAAGAAGAAGGCAAAAGCUCCCGCCACUGCCCGUGCGUCAUCCACCAGAGCUUUGGCGGCCUGCUCAAAAGCACCGUCACCUGCUCAGGCUGCAAAAACACCUCCACCGCCCUCGACCCCUUCAUGGACCUCAGCCUCGACAUCCGCAGCACGCCCGUCACCAAAAAGAAGAAACUCAGCCUCAUCAACGCCACCGCCACGUCGAAAGAACACCUCCCCAUGGACCUCACCGAGUGCCUGGACCGCUUCACCAGCACCGAAACCCUCAGCGCCGAAGCCGGAAGCUACAACUGCCGCCACUGCUCCAGCCCGCAGGAAGUGAAGAAGAAAUUCUCCCUCUCGCGCAUACCGCCCAUCAUCCCCAUCCAUCUCAAACGCUUCUCGCACUCCAAGUCCCUGAAAGAAAGCUCCAAGAUCGAAACCAAAAUCCGCUUCCCAACCUCCCUCGACUUGAGCCCUUACACCACCUCCUCCGCCGCGCGAAGUAAACCGCCCGCUCCCGAAAACGAUACCCUGGUCAAUAACACGGAUCGCAACGCGGAUUCCGACGAUGCUCCCGACCCCGCGCCUCCUCCGCCUCCACCGCCGCCGGUGUACGAGUUGAGCAGCGUGGUGGUGCAUAAGGGCAAAAUCGACAAUGGGCACUACGUCUCGUAUGCGCGGCAGGGGGAGGACUGGUUUCGGUUUGAUGAUAGUAUGGUGGUGCAGGUGGAGGAGCGGGAGGUGCUGAGGGCGGAGGCGUAUAUGUUGUUUUAUGUUGUUGGGGAGAUUGCGGGGGUGAUGGCGUGA
Molecule: messenger RNA, 1611 nt
Organism: Saxophila tyrrhenica
Lineage: Eukaryota; Fungi; Ascomycota; Dothideomycetes; Mycosphaerellales; Extremaceae
Exons: 3
Coding region: 1-1611 (536 amino acids)
Biological process (GO): protein deubiquitination
Molecular function (GO): cysteine-type deubiquitinase activity
Source: RefSeq, a predicted model, not a curated record